AUGUGUCGAUAUAUCUUCCACCACUAUACCGGCUGCGGCCACAUCUCCAGCUUCGAUUUCCAUAGCUGCGUCGAUGUCAUCAAUCUGCUGCGCGGAUUAUCCCAACCAGGCUUGAAUUCGCCCGAUCUGACAUGUACCAACGUCAAGGUCGAACACGACUUGUGCUCCACUAAGAUAGAGGCCUACUGUCUGCAGUGCGAAAUAGACUGGCAGCGCUUGGCCCAAGGCACUGAAGGAGCCGUUCGCAGCAUCCCAGACUACAUUCAAAUUGAAGGGCUUGAUAACUCGGACCCCAUCAUCACGACCAAGAUGCAGUGGCAGUUUACCGAGUCCCGAAAGCGCGAUUUCAACGACGCCUUUGUCAAUCUUGACCUCGAUGGCGACCACAAGUCCGACAGCAGCAAUGACAAUGACAGCACCGUCCAGCCCAGCACCAUUGCCAAUACGUCGACCCUCAGUUCCCCCGAGCUAUGGCAUGAUUUUGUUGACGUCCCGCUGAACGCCCAUGACCACCACGCUGCAGACGAGGACAAAGAGGAUUGCGGUCCCAGUCCUGCCAAGAAACGUAAUGACUCCAUCUCCGAAGACUACGUGGUGAUCGGUACUGACAUCCUCACCACCCAGGCAGAACGACUUACUAGCGCAGCCAACGAGGAGGAAGACUCGGACGAGGACGACUUCUACAGCCUGUGGCUGUCCGACUCGGACUCAGACUCGGUGGCUGACGACACAGAAGAUACCGCCGGGUCCCUCAUGCGCAAGUUGGAAAGGUUCACUUUCUCGACCUACCGAUCUACACCUCGAAGCCCUGAUCUCCCUUGUUCACCGCGUACCCGUCCCCGUCCCGACCCGCUGCCUCUGUACGUGGGCUUUCCCGGCCAACCGCCUGAAAAGUCGCCUCGGACUCUUCGGCCUUCGUCCAGGGGAAAUUACCUCGAUGCGAGGACGGAGCUGCAGUCGCCUGUGUUUGAGGGGUUUCCUGGUAUUCUUCCGGACGAGGAUGAGUUGGGACUGCGGUCGCCUGGUCUUGUGAGUUUUCCGCGUAUUGUGAUUGAAGAUGUUGAUGAAGACGAGAAGGGGAGAGAGAAAGGGAAGGUAGAGGUGGGCAAGUCGACUGGUACGGUGUUAGGUCUUCGUGGUGCGAGUUUGGCUUCUGGUUCGGGGUGUGCUGCUGCUGUGUUGAAGGGGUUGAAUAUUGCCAUGUCGAGGAAGUGA
Molecule: messenger RNA, 1215 nt
Organism: Aspergillus viridinutans
Lineage: Eukaryota; Fungi; Ascomycota; Eurotiomycetes; Eurotiales; Aspergillaceae
Exons: 1
Coding region: 1-1215 (404 amino acids)
Source: RefSeq, a predicted model, not a curated record